Rotaria sordida is the source of this 342-nucleotide messenger RNA. NCBI's taxonomy places the organism in Eukaryota, Metazoa, Rotifera, Eurotatoria, Philodinida, Philodinidae. The record is from the annotation of a GenBank genome assembly.
AUGAAGGCAAAAUUAAUAUUUCUUGUUGGUCUUCUAACCGUAUUGUUUUUAUUUCAUUUCAAUACUGUUGAAUCAACAAUAUUCACAAAUAGUGAUGAACCAUGGGAUGAUACCAGUUCUGAAGAUUCAUAUGAAUUAGAUAAACGUCUUACAGCGGCUAAAUUUGCUAGUGGUCUUGGCAAACGUUUAACAUCAGCAAAAUUUGCUAGCGGACUUGGCAAACGUUUAGCAUCAGCAAAAUUUGCUAGUGGUCUUGGCAAACGUUUAGCAUCAGCUAAAUUUGCUUCUGGUUUGGGUAAACGACUUGCAUCAGCUAAAUUUGCAUCGGGAUUGGGCAAAUAA